This is a messenger RNA of Amborella trichopoda, 1004 nucleotides long. RefSeq names its product TBP-associated factor 13 (gene TAF13). The record is from RefSeq and is a predicted model, not a curated record. NCBI's taxonomy places the organism in Eukaryota, Viridiplantae, Streptophyta, Magnoliopsida, Amborellales, Amborellaceae. Gene Ontology annotation, biological process: transcription by RNA polymerase II. Gene Ontology annotation, molecular function: protein heterodimerization activity.
GUCACCAGUAGAGAGAGAGAGAGGGGAACAUACUGUAUAGGUUUAGAGAGAGAAUGUGAUGUCUCUCAAUUUGUACGACACUUACCUCUUUCUCUUCACACUAUGUAAUAUCUCUCUCUCUGAUAUUUUUUCUUUCAUUUAUUUCAUAAUAUAAUCGUUCUCUGGUCUGCUUUCUUCAUCUUCUUUCAUGUUUGAGGUGUGAUACCAAUUCAAGUAGUGUGAGCAAGUUUGCUGAGCAAAUUUUUAGAGAGAGAGGAGGGUAGGAGGUGUCUUUCUUUUACAAUAGAAAUGCAUUCUUCUUCUGCUGGGGCAUCCACAAAGCAAAGAGCAGUUGGCUCAUCACAACCAUCUGAUGCAUCUCUCAAACGAAAACGAGGUUUUUUCCAAAAAGAUUUGCAACACAUGAUGUAUGGAUUUGGAGAUGAUCCCAAUCCACUUCCAGAAACUGUUGCACUUCUGGAGGACAUAGCAGUUGAGUAUAUCACAGAUAUGGUGCACAAAGCUCAAGAGACAGCAUCGAAACGAGGGAAGCUUUUGACCGAGGACUUCUUAUUUCUGAUACGUAAGCAGGAUAUGCCCAAACUCAAUCGAUGUACUGAGCUACUUUCCAUGAAUGAAGAACUCAAACAAGCACGGAAAGCUUUCGAAGUUGAUGAAGAUAAGCUGGCCUCCACAGAAUGAGUACUAUUGAGGCAAAUACCCCUUUUGAUUCUUGCUUCUAAAUUAGGUUUCUGGUAACAUUUUGCCCAACAUAGUUCCCUUCAUAUUAAGGGAGGUAAACCUUUUAAGUUCAUCGUGGGAAAAGAAGAGCCUAACCAAACACGGGGAAUUACUUAGCUUUACUGUUAUCCAUUUCUUGAAGUUCUGUAACAUUAGAUGAAGAUCUAGUCAAUCCACUUGUACAGUUAAUAGCCCAAAACAGCAAGAAACAGUAGUUUUUGUCUCGUUUAACUGUGAAACACUGUUUUCUCGCAAAUUUACUUGUAGCAUAAUUGGUUGGAACA